CCAGAUUCACGACCUCCACGAUUUUGAGAAAGAAGAAUAAUGGCUGAAAAAGUUGCGACGAAUGCGAGGCAUAUGAGCGAGAAGGAAUUGACUGAGGAUGGGAGGAAGAUCCUUGAGGAGGGGGAGACGUUUGGAGUCAACCCGACAUUUGCGGCGAUUAUGGUGAAGCAUAAGCCGAAUCCCUGGGGGAAGGGACAUUUGAUGCUUUAUUUGCUGUGUACGGUAUGCUUUCUGAACUCGACAAUGAGUGGUUUUGACAGCUCCCUUAUGGGCUCCAUCAACGUCUUGGAAAACUACACGAACUAUUACAAUUUGCCUAGCAAAGGCACGACGUCCACUGGUAUUGUUUUCUCCAUCUUCCAAAUUGGCCAGAUGUGCGCUGCGCUGUUCGUCUGGAUCGCCGACUGGCUAGGCCGCAAAUGGUUCAUCUUCAUUGGUACAAUUGGUGUCAUUGUGGGCGCAAUUGUAACGGCAACUGCGCAGACGCUGCCAACGUUCAUUGGAGGCAGAUUUUUGCUGAGCUUCUUUGCAACGUGUGCUUGCUCUGCAAGCCCGCUUUAUCUAGUCGAGGUCGCACCACCACAGUAUCGAGGGACGCUCGCCGGAUUGUACAACACUUUUUACUACUUUGGCUCAAUUCUAGCCACUUCAUCCGUCUAUGGGGCCCACAAGCAUCUUUCUCACAAGGGCAACAUCGACUGGCGCCUCCCCCUUUGGCUCCAAAUGGUUUGCCCCGCCUUCGUCUCUCUUGUAAUUCUCUCCUUCCCCGAGUCACCCCGUUGGCUCGUAGGUAAAGACCGGCAUGAAGAAGCCCGCGCAUUCCUCGUCAAAUAUCACGCCAAUGGCGACCCAGACCAUCCUCUCGUCAAUCUGGAAAUGGCCGAGAUGAUCGACUCCCUCCAACGGGACCCUGUCACUAAUUGGCGCAAUUUCUUCAACUUGAGAGUCUUGUUCAAGACGAGGGCGAGACGGUACAGAACCAUGUUGAAUAUGACCUUUGCAUGGUUCGGACAAUUUUCAGGGAACAAUGUUGUUUCGUACUAUCUGCCAUAUCUGCUGGCUAAUGUUGGGAUUAAGGAUGCUGAUACAAAGCUCCUUCUCAACAUCAUUUACGCUAUUGUAGGCUACAUAUUUUCGUCUGUGGGCGCAAGGAUGCACGAUGUUAUUGGGCGUCGGAAGAUGUUGCUAGGGGCUACCGCUGGACUCAUCGUCUCGCUCUCCGUUACGGCAGGAACAGCUGCCGGAUACGUCAAUACUGGGAGCAAGGCUUCGUCAUCUGCGUCCAUUGCGUUCAUCUUCGUCUUUGGUGCCAUCUUUGCUUUUGCAUUCACGAGCAUGCAACCGAUCUAUCCAGCUGAAGUCAUGGCAAACGAUAUGCGAGCUAAAGGAAUGGGAACUUAUAAGAUUACUGGUGGCUGUGCAGGUUUUAUCAACACCUUCGCUGCGCCUAUCGCGCUAACAAACAUCGGAUACUGGUUCUAUGUCUUCUUUGUCUUCUGGGACUGCUUCGAGUUCUUCUUCAUGUAUUUCUUCUUCGUCGAGACGAAGGGACUCACGCUCGAGGAGAUGGAUGAAAUAUUUGAAGCAAAGAACCCGAGGAAGGCAAGUACGGACGUGAAGAAGGUUAAGAUUAGGACGGUGUUGGGUACAGAUGGGAAGGUUGAGGAGGAGGUUGGUGUUUGA
Messenger RNA from Lindgomyces ingoldianus, 1683 nucleotides. Its product is annotated as sugar transporter. Gene Ontology annotation, cellular component: membrane. NCBI's taxonomy places the organism in Eukaryota, Fungi, Ascomycota, Dothideomycetes, Pleosporales, Lindgomycetaceae. Gene Ontology annotation, biological process: carbohydrate transport; transmembrane transport. The record is from RefSeq and is a predicted model, not a curated record. Gene Ontology annotation, molecular function: carbohydrate:proton symporter activity. The transcript is spliced from 5 exons. The coding region runs from base 40 to 1683 and encodes 547 amino acids.